Coregonus clupeaformis (lake whitefish) is the source of this 2989-nucleotide messenger RNA. RefSeq names its product calcium homeostasis modulator protein 6. Gene Ontology annotation, molecular function: monoatomic cation channel activity. The record is from RefSeq and is a predicted model, not a curated record. The coding region runs from base 102 to 1073 and encodes 323 amino acids. The transcript has 2 exons. Lineage: Eukaryota; Metazoa; Chordata; Actinopteri; Salmoniformes; Salmonidae.
CCCAGACAAGGGAAGUGAAAGUAUAGCUGUCACUUCUAUUUAUAUGGUUCCCGUGAUUUGCUAUUAGCAGAAGUGCCUGUGAGUCCUGUGCGUCUGGAAAGAUGGAUAAGUUCAAAACUGUUCUUAAAAUUGUUCAGAAUCAGCAGACUAGUCUCGGGUUUGGUUUAGUUGCGUUGUUAACUGCAUGCGGGGAACAUAUAUUUUCGUCGGUGGUGUUCAAAUGUCCUUGCAGCGGCUGGAACUUUUCAUAUGGCAUGGUGUUUCUCUUAGUGCCUGCUCUGGCACUGUUGGUGUUAGGUUACAUCAUGAGCAAUAAAACAUGGAAAUUGUUUACAGGUUUGUGUUUACGCAAAUCCAAAUUUUGUCGUUUUAAGUAUUUUUGCGCCUGUGGGGUGGUCUUCUUUCAGAUCACCACGACAGCAGUAGUUGCACCUGUAAGUUGGAUUGCAGUCGCUUUGCUCAAUGGCAAUUACUUUGAAUGCGCCAUCACUGGAGUCAAUGUAACGGUUUUCACAAACCACCUUUGCGAUGGAAAGAGUCCGCAGUGCCAGGAUGAACUUUAUAAAUUCCCCUGCGGGAGAGCCACCAAUGUGCCACAAUCUGACAGGGAUGAUGUGCUGGCAACCAUCCGCGCUGAGUCGCAGGUCCUGGGUUGGCUACUGAUCGCCUCCAUCAUGGUCUUCAACCUCCUGUUGAUCUGCGUUGCCCGGUGUAACUCCCCAGUCAGCUACCUGCAGCUGAAGUUCUGGAGGGCCUAUGCCCAGCGGGAGAGCGACCUGCUGGAAAGCUACACGGCAGAUCACGCCGAAAAGCUUGCAGAGAGGAACCUAAAGAGCUUCUUCCAGCAGAUGCCUCCAGACCCUGUCACCACCCCACCUAACCAGGCUUGGGAGAAGAUCUCGUCCCUCUACAGGUUCAGCACCAGAGACCACUACUAUAGCAUCCUGCACAAGUACGUGGAGACGUUUCAUGAUCCUGCAGAGGCCAGGGACCACAGGAUGUCGUCUGUCAGGUCAGACACUGCUAAUCCAGCCGCGCUCGCCUUUGUGGAUGAGGGCAAGAUGAUGCUGUGAAUGGGCAUGCAUAUGAUCAUAGGAACAGCAGUGACGGCAUCACUAUCAUGAACCUAUCUGUAAUCAUCAUUCUUUUAUCAUCAUAGUCAUGACUCAUUAUAGAGAAUUGUUGUCAGCAUUAUAAUCUUCGUGAUCAUCAUCAUCAUCAUCAUCAUUAUUGCUGCGCAUCAGGGGAUUUUUCGGUAGAAAGACCAAUCACAUUAUCUGAUCAACCACUCUCAGGCCUUCACUUGAAUAACAAUUCUUCCCAAUUUUAUAUUGUUACUUGAAAGUUCACUCACUGUAUCACCAGCGCUGCUUGCAGCUUUUUAUUUGAAAUUCUAUGCUCAGAAGGGAAAUAAUCAUUUUUAAAAUAGUUGACCAUACUUUCUUUCUCUUUUACUUUUCUGUUCUCUUCAGUAUUUUAAUGCUCCUUAGACUUGGCCUACAUACAGGUGGUCUGUGGCAUUAAACAGGAAACGCAUGAUCUGGUUCUAUGAAAUAAGGUGCAUAUUUACUUCCUGUAAGCUAGUGCACUGCAAAAUACUUUCAAGGAAAAGCCUGUUACCAGUAGCAUCUUUAUGACGCUAACCCACAAUAAUAUUCAUAUGGACCUUACAAGCUUGGUUUCCAAAGUAUUUCUGCGUUAUUGUUAUUUAUAUUAUUGCACUGUAAACUGACCAUUGCCACAACCAUUGCCACAACCAUUGCCACAAGUGAACUGCGAUGAACAUCAGCUCUGAAUUGAAUGUAAACUUAGUGUAAUUGUUAGAUUCGUAUCUCUCUGUAAAGCUUAAGUAGACUAGUCAGAGAUCGGCAGUAUUUCUGUUACAUGUACAGUAUUUGACAUACAUAUUUCAAUUACUUUUGAGUAUUAUAUACAUUUUUAUUUGUAACAAGAUACUUCAGAGAAUGGUAUUUAGUAUUUUCAAAAUACUAAAAAUACUUUUAAAACAAAAAAUGUAUAGUGGUUCACAAUUUGGUGGCCCAAUAUCACCCCACAUUUGCUGCAUUGGUAUCAGAAAUCUUAUGGUACUAUCGUGUGAGGCCAUGGGAGUUGUUGUUGGAUGAGUAGAGGAGCUUGAAAGAAAGUUAAAGCACAAGUAUGAGUUAUGAGGAUAAUGCAGUGAAUUUUGUCUAAAAGGGGAAAGUAAACUUGACUUUGAAAGGGAACACACUAUGUUAUUGCCACACUGUCACUGUACUCGCACUCAUUCGGGAAGUGAGUCCUGUGCCUCGACUUUCUUUCAAACACCUUUUCACCUUCACCUGCACCUCUGAUUACUUCACACCCACAGUAUCUCAUUUCUGACACCAAUGCAAUGAAUUUGAGGUGAUAGGAGGCCACAAAGCUCUGAAGAAUAAGAGAUACAUUGAUACAUUGGUCAUUAUGGUAUUUUUCUAAUUUGUAACAAGAUACAUUUUGAUGUAUCUUUGCCCAUCUCUGGUAGUAGUAGAUUAAGUACCUGAUGUGCCUAAUGUGGCAAGUACAGCCCUGUUAAAAGCUUCUCUGUGGGAGAAAUCAAUGCACUCACAGGCCUUUUAGGGUGAGGAGACUAUAGCUCCAUCCUGUGGGAAUUGUAGAGCAUAGAAACUCAUCACAGGCUUCUACAGGAAGUGGGAGAGGACAUGAUAUGCAUCUGCAUGAGUUUGCAUAGCUCAGUAUUAACAUUAUUGUUGAUUUCCAUUACAUUUUUUAAAACUGCUAAUGAAUGCAUUGUAGCCUUAGUGCUGAAAUAACACAUUGCUUCCUGUGUGUGUGUUUUGUGCCUGUAAAAGAAAGGGAAAGAAAAAGAGAGGGCGAGAGAGAGAGAGCAAAGGUUGGUUGCAUAUACUGUAUAAUGUUGUAUCUGGGUCAAGCUGUAUGUAACGAUUCCGGCAGUCUGAGUCGGUUCCUGUCUGUGUAUUAGUUUUUCUGCUCGGGAUCUCCAGUUUCC